AUGGAAUUUCCUGAACAGCACCUAUCCGUAUCUGAUGAAGUGGAACAAGAGAACGAUGAUUUUCGCUUGCGAUCGGAGUUAAAUCAGUUAAUUGAAGAAGAGUUAGACCAUCUUGACUUCAACGACGUCAAAAACGAAGAUUCUAGCGGUCAUAAACAAGAUUUUCGUAUAAGUGCUCAAGAAACACAAAGUGCGGAAAAUUCAUCCCUAUCGCGCGAUGAUAAUCUCAGUAGGUGUGCUGCGAAAAACAUGUUUGAACUCGAAGAGGCAAUACGUCAUUUUGAGGAUGAUAUAUCCGGUGAGGAGGAAGCUGAAAGUAAUCGGAAAAACCAGCACAACCAGAAUGCUGAAGACUGCAAUGGUUGCUGUGGACCUCAUCCAGACAUGGACAAUAAUCCGGCCCCUUCAUCCGAUUUCCCUCCGAAUGACCUGGGCGGUACCUACUUUGACCCCGUUAGGGCACAUGAAAUCGAGGAGCCGCACCCGUACUUUUCUUCUGUCGGUUCCAAUGCUCCCUACUAUCCCGACUACUGGCCUGCAAACUCAUCGUAUGCCGUUCAGCCCACGCGAUACUAUGCUCCCAGUGCCUACCCUUACGAAUAUGAAGCUGGGGAAUCUUAUGACCCACGUGUCCGGUCGUCCGACUAUUGCCAAGAGACGCAAACCCUGACAGAACCGUACUACUGCAACUCUGGUGUACCCAGACCCGCACAACCUUCUAGAGAACCCAACGCCUUUGACACGCCAUUCUUCGGCGGUUCCUUCUCCAUCUACCCGACCUCAUUUCAGCCUUAUGGUAUGCGACGUCACAUUUUAGUCAGGCCUACAUUGAAAUGCUUUUGCAUUUUUUAA
Messenger RNA from Dibothriocephalus latus, 852 nucleotides. The record is from the annotation of a GenBank genome assembly. NCBI's taxonomy places the organism in Eukaryota, Metazoa, Platyhelminthes, Cestoda, Diphyllobothriidea, Diphyllobothriidae.